This is a messenger RNA of Microsporum canis CBS 113480, 876 nucleotides long. RefSeq lists its product as hypothetical. The record is from RefSeq and is a predicted model, not a curated record. Gene Ontology annotation, biological process: biosynthetic process. The coding region runs from base 1 to 876 and encodes 291 amino acids. NCBI's taxonomy places the organism in Eukaryota, Fungi, Ascomycota, Eurotiomycetes, Onygenales, Arthrodermataceae. The transcript is spliced from 2 exons.
AUGGAUACCAUCACUCUCCUUCAGGGCGACCCUGACUCUAACCUCACUCCUCUGAUACUUGUUCACGCCAUUUCUGGACUCGCCUUGCCAUACUUUGCCCUCGGCCCUCUCUCCGAGAUCGAGGAGGAUCGUCCUGUUUAUGGCAUCUCAUCACCGAUGUAUACGUCCACAUUGGCAAAUCCAUUGAAUGGCACUUUGCCACAGGUGGCAGAAGAAUACGUUGCAACCGUCCGCCGUGAGAUCCAGCCUUUUGGUCCAUAUCUCCUAGGCGGAUGGUCAAUGGGUGGUAUGAUCGCAAUGGAGAUGGCAGCAGUACUCCAAGCCCAGGGCGAUGAAGUACCACAUGUUAUACUGAUCGAUUCGGUAAACCCAAGAUAUUUCCCAACGUUCCAAGACAAGAAGCAGCACGACAUACAAGCUGCAAUCACAUACAAUGCUAUUGCUACACGAAUGAACGCCCCGGCUAUCCCGCUAUACCAAUGCGGCCUGUUUGAAGAUAACUACUACAGCAGCAGUGGUGAAGAGAGCAAUAAUGAUAGUGAUAGUGAAGAAUUUGCGGAAGAGCUGUCUGUACCCGAGAUGCUAGGGAGGAUGAGGAAACAUAUCCACCAGGGACUUGGUGUGUUGGCCUCUCAGAACAGCAGAGUGGACGAAUUUGAUUUCAUUCGCGAAAGCACGGACUCUCUAGUCAAUGAACGACGCAAAAUGCUAGCCCAGAAGCGCUCACAGGAUAACACACUGCUAUGGCCUGCCGAAGCCUUCAAGUCGUUUAAAACCCUUACUAUCGAUGCUACACACGACGGGUGCUUUGAUGCUGAGCACGCCGACGAACUGACAUAUCUUGUCAAAGAUGUGUUGGACAAUCUUGACUACUAA